AUGGCCAGCUCUCGCAUCGCUGACCCAUCACUUCGACAUAGCUGCCGAGGCUACACAAUCCCAAGGAAACGACGGGGUCUCAUUUCAGGCGUCAUCGCCGAGCAAGAGUCCAAUGUGUCCGACCUCGAACCCAAAACGGCGAAAGACCGAGCUGAGAUGUUAAAAGUCGUCGUGCAGGACGCACGCGAGGUCGACGACGUGGUGCAGGAAAUACAAGAGCGCCUCACGGCAAUGGAGCAGGAUUACACAGUGCUGCAGGAACAGCACGACAUAUCAAAACAGGCGUACACGGGCAUGCUGCAGGCAUACGCUAUUCUGGGCGAUAUCGGCGAUCGACUCGCUGACUACCUCGCGGCCGAGGGAGACUUUAAAACACGAUGGGAUAUGGAGAAGGAGAGCGUCUUUGCCAAAUUACAGGAAAUGCAGCAGCUCAAGGAUUUUUACGAGCGCUACGCAAGUGCGUAUGACAGUCUGAUUCUCGAAGUCGAGCGCCGUCGCGCAGUGGACGAUCGAGUGCGCAGCCUCUGGCGCAAGGCACAAGAGAACGUGGACAAGCUCCUCGAGACAGACCGCGUGUCGCGCGAGGCGUUUCGGCAGGAUGUGGGGGAGUUUCUGCCGACGGACCUGUGGGCGGGCAUGCAGGGUUCUGCGAAGAAGUGGACCGUUGUGAAGGAGGGUGAGGAUGAGGAGGGCGAUGAAGAGGUGCAGCCGUUGAGGAGGAGUGUUGUUGAGGCGGCAAAGGAGAGACUUGCGAGAGCGGGUGAGAGACGGGUGAGAUAG
This is a messenger RNA of Fusarium verticillioides 7600, 780 nucleotides long. RefSeq lists its product as hypothetical. NCBI's taxonomy places the organism in Eukaryota, Fungi, Ascomycota, Sordariomycetes, Hypocreales, Nectriaceae. The transcript has 2 exons. Gene Ontology annotation, molecular function: protein kinase activator activity; molecular adaptor activity. Bases 1 to 780 code for a protein of 259 amino acids. Gene Ontology annotation, cellular component: Atg1/ULK1 kinase complex; phagophore assembly site. Gene Ontology annotation, biological process: piecemeal microautophagy of the nucleus; autophagy of mitochondrion; autophagy of peroxisome. The record is from RefSeq and is a predicted model, not a curated record.